GUCUACAGGUAUAUUCGUGUAAAACUGUCAAUCAGUAUUGAAAAGGAAAUUAAUUGAAAUCUGCAUUUUUUCAAAAUGUGGUUGAUCCAGUUACUUUUAAUUAUAACCAUUAGUUACAACGAAGCAGUAAUGGACUUUUCCCCAGUAUUUUUACUGGAUGCUGACAGCGUGCUUAGCCAGGUUGUGAUUCGAGCAAACCCAUUCCAACAAACCGUACCAGAGAAAUUCGUCGAAGUGAUAGAAGAAGCCAGAAGAAAUAGCAAGAUUGUUGUGAUAUUUGUCGAAGAGACCUUCUCCACAGAAGACACGAGCUUAAAGGACAAUUUGGGCUCGCCUUACCAUCACUUGCACAAAGGAUUGACCGAUGAUAAAGUCAAGUAUCUACCAAGCGUCAUAGAACCUUAUAGGACAUUGAAGAGUAUAUUUCCCCAUCAGUCGCACAAUGUAUUUUACCUUAGCAGCACAAGCAAAAAAAUUCAGAUAUAUAGCGGCCGAUACACGCAUUUUUAUAUAUAUUUUAAGGAUUCCAAGAACGAGACUCGAGUUGAUGCGUUGAGGCGACAUGAUGUACUUAUGAAGGAGGUCUAUUUUGUGAUUAGACAGAUAGCAGCGGGACCUAUUGUUGGAUUUUAUACUGGGAAAACAAAUCCAGUUGUUUUAGAUCGGCAGAAUUUUAUUUCUAUGAAGCCAGCGCCGAUCAAAGCCACGCCCGGUGUUACCAUCACGAGUACCGGUGGUAUAUUUAAACUUAGUGGUGUUUAUUCGUUGGUGGGAGAUCGGAAGGCUACAUUCAGCCAGAUUCCGCUGGUGGCCGAAGAAACAUGGUCUGGAAGACGCCUCAAUACAAGGAUGGCCUACACUGACUUUGAGAUCGAGUUCUCGUUUUCAUUCAAAGAUGAUUGUUGGAUUGCUGAUAGUGUAUCCUUGAUGGAAUGGGGUGAAGAGGUGGGUCGUACCAAGAUGGCAGUGGGCGCGCCCUGGGGUUGGUCGUACGUCUGCGGAGAACCCCUGGUGCUCGUCAACACCAGGGAUGGAAGCGCCGUGGUGAUCUCUCAGUAUCAGAUCCAACCAUUUAACACGGCGUUUCUUCGUGAAGACAAUAACUCAACGUGGGAUGGUCAGACCACAAUUGGCAACGGAACUUCGGGUUUCGGGCCAGCCAUACACUGCGGUCCCUACUUCAACCCUCGUAUUCUAGCAGGACUCAUGGUCACCGCUAUGUGUCUCUCCAUACUUAUGUACGGCAUUGGAUUUCUUUAUGAUUGCAAGUCGAACGACAAGCUCGAUGACCCGCACGGAAAACAGCUUGUCAUUGUUUCUGACGGCUCGGCAUAAUAUCUCUUAAUAGGUAUAAGUACCCUAUUAUUAUAUCGCACCGUCUCGUUCCACUGCAAAUCGGUACUAGUGUUUAGGCAUGUAACGUACAUGAAAUAAAUUUCACGCUUGUUUGAUGUUUUCAUGUCACAACACCAGUUUUCUUUGUGAAAUUUACUAUCAAAUCAGUAUAUAUUUUUAAUUUGUAUAGUUAAGAAUAAGUUACCAUGUGGUAAAAAAACAUGAUGAAGGAAUGAUUUAUAAUAAUAACUUAUUAAUCUAUACAUGUUUAAUUAACACAGGAGUAAUUCUAAAAUUCUAAAACAUGUAUACAAACCUGACAACAAUAAACAGAAAAAUCGAAAAAAAUCCUUCGAAUUUACCCUAAAAAAUUCAUUUCGAUUUUUAAGUUUUGGAGGGUGAAAUAGUCGAGAACGAAACACUAAUUUUUGAGUUUAUAAUCAGUCUUAUUAUAAAAUGCGAAGUAAAGUUAUUCCACAUUUAAAUCUUUAUAUUACUUUUGUCACUACUGAAAUGACAGGGAGUUUUUGUUACAACUUUAUUGGCCUAUAUAAAUAUUGUAAACCCAUCUGCACCAAUGUCCAAGUCUGGUAUUUUAUUUAGGUACUAAAAAAGGUAAAAGGUAAAGGUUUAGGUUAAAUAUCGUAAGAUUUUUUUUUGGAUACUUUCUAUUCUUUUGAUGUGGAUAUUAAAGGGACCAGACUUGACAACAAUACUCGAGCUUGCUUCGUACAAGGCUAUUAAAUAGUGUGAUAAGUUUUAAACUUGGAGUAACUUUACAUUGCGUUUAUUCAUAAGAUGAUCAUGUUUAGUUAUCAUCCUUAACGUACUGGCUGUUGUACCAGCGACAUCAGCGCGGCAGAUAUGUUGAUUUAGUCUUCUUAAAUAUUAGGCCUCAGCAAAAGUUACCUUUAAGCGCCAUUCAAAUAGAUAGAUAAAUAAUUGAAUACAGGUAGAUGUAGGCGUGACUUCAUUUCCCAUGGAUGUUAAUGUUUAGAAGAUUUGUUAUUUUCAGUACUUACCUAAAUUAGGUUAAUUGAAUGUUAAGAUUUAAUAAAUUAUUGUUAAGCAA
This is a messenger RNA of Leptidea sinapis, 2407 nucleotides long. RefSeq lists its product as uncharacterized. Lineage: Eukaryota; Metazoa; Arthropoda; Insecta; Lepidoptera; Pieridae. The coding region runs from base 76 to 1335 and encodes 419 amino acids. The transcript is spliced from 4 exons. Gene Ontology annotation, cellular component: proton-transporting V-type ATPase complex. The record is from RefSeq and is a predicted model, not a curated record.